ACCAAGACGAACUUCACUGUCCCACGCUCUUCCUCUCUCUUUGGAGGACCGUUCACCAGAAACCUCGCCGGAACCUGUCAGCCACUUUUUUAACCGGCGGACUUCCGACUGAUCCGUUCACGAUGAGCACCGGCGAACUUCUCAGCAUCGAGCCUCAAGAGCUCCAGUUUCCCUUUGAAUUGAGAAAGCAGAUCUCAUGCUCCCUAACCUUGUCCAACAAGAUCGAUAGUUAUGUGGCUUUUAAGGUCAAAACGACAAAUCCGAAAAAGUACUGUGUGAAGCCAAAUACUGGAGUUGUGCUGCCUAGGUCUACUUGCAACAUUACCGUUACAAUGCAAGCUCAAAAGGAAGCACCUCUUGAUAUGCAAUGCAAAGACAAGUUUUUACUUCAGAGUGUGAUUGCAAGUCCUGGAGCUACAACGAAGGAUAUAACUCCGGAGAUGUUUAAUAAGGAAUCCGGGCAUCAUGUUGAAGAGUGCAAGUUGAGAGUUGUUUAUGUUGCACCUCCUCGGCCUCCUUCCCCGGUUCAAGAAGGAUCUGAGGAAGGCUCUUCACCUAGGGCAUCAAUUUCUGACAAUGGAAGCUUCAAUGCUGCAGACCUUUCAUCAGUGUCAAGAACUCCUGUUGAGCGGCAUAAACCUCAAGACAUUUCAUCCGAUGUGAAGUCUCUCAUUUCCAAGCUAACCGAGGAGAAAAAUGCUGCCAUUCAGCAAAAUAACAAGCUUCAGCAAGAUAUGGAACUCUUGAGACGAGAUGCCAAGAGAAAUCAGAGUGGUAUUCCCUUCAUGUACGUGUUUCUUGUCGGCUUGAUUGGCAUCAUCUUGGGAUACCUAUUGAAAAGAACAUGACGACCUCCGAGUUACACAUUCUUUGUUGUUCUUCAAUGCAACUUUCAUGAUGGGAAAGGUAAGUGGUAACUUAUUCUGUCGAAAUGUAGUAUUACUUAUUGUUGUGUAUGGAAUACUGGGAAAGGAAAAACAUGUUCAAUGCGUGGACGUGGAAAGAAGCAUUGUUUGUUCACUGUAUUACCGUGCAUUGAGAGUAGAGUAGGCUUUGAUCUUUCGACUAUGAAUUACUGGAUUUCAUUAUUGUUUGGCCAACUCAUAUAUUAGGUGAAACUAACUCUUUAUUGC
Messenger RNA from Hibiscus syriacus, 1133 nucleotides. Its product is annotated as vesicle-associated protein 1-2-like. Bases 123 to 848 code for a protein of 241 amino acids. Gene Ontology annotation, biological process: endoplasmic reticulum membrane organization. The record is from RefSeq and is a predicted model, not a curated record. NCBI's taxonomy places the organism in Eukaryota, Viridiplantae, Streptophyta, Magnoliopsida, Malvales, Malvaceae. The transcript has 8 exons. Gene Ontology annotation, cellular component: plasma membrane; endoplasmic reticulum membrane.